UUGAUCAGUUCUGAACAAACAAUAGGCCCGGGUCCAGGAUGAACUCCUACUUAGACUACCCCGUGUGCAACCGAGGAGCGAAUAUCUUCGGUGCCAAGGCCGGAUACCACAAUUUAAAUCAUGGAUACAUGUCGUCCAACUCGUGCGCAACAAGUGAUAGUUACGCACCGGACGGGCGUUUAGUCCCUGCAACUUCUGCGCCGCACCAGAGCCCGAGCCUCCCCCUGCACCACCAGACACACGUCAACCUGGACGUGCAGUUUCAGAACUCCAUGUAUGGGUCACCUCUGGAGUACGGACACCACCAGUACGGCCUCGCACCGGAACAGGACCGCAGCUACAUCCAUGCGCAAGUUUCUCCUCUUGCAACAAACAUGGCUCCCUACACCGGCGACAGUUGUGGGCCUGGAGUUCCUACCGGCAGCCAGUAUCUGCACUUUGGCAACGGGGACCAGAGGCUGCAAGAGUACCCAGAGAGUGUUUACACGAGGUUACCGGUCAAGGACAAGGAUUUGGAGCAUGUAGAGGAAACUUCCAAAACAUUCGACUGGAUGAAAGUGAAGAGGAAUCCGCCUAAAACAGCAGUCCUCUCGGAGUUCGGGGUUCCCGGUCAGCACAACGUGAUCCGAACCAACUUCACCACCAAGCAGCUGACGGAGCUGGAGAAGGAGUUCCACUUCAACAAAUACCUGACGCGGGCGCGCAGGGUGGAGGUCGCCGCCAGUCUGGAGCUGAACGAGACGCAGGUGAAAAUCUGGUUUCAGAACCGCAGGAUGAAGCAGAAGAAACGCGAGAAACUGGGCUGCGUUUUGGCGCCGGCACCUGUGGAGAAACUCUGCGGCCCUGACACCUCUCCAAAGGCGAAGGGGAAAGACUGUGAACCGUGAUGUGACUUCGUUAAAAGAGGGCCUGAGCUGCUCCCCUCUCCCCCCCCAGUCGCACCAUUCCUUAAAAACUGUGAAAAAUGCAUGUGGACUUGUGAAGUUGAUACAGGGUAUGUUUGUGUGUGCUUAUGUGCUGAUUAUGGUGCACUGAUCUUGAAUUGGAUGCUGAGAAACUUUAAACAAAAAUGUCUUUUUCCUUCUGAAGCCCAUGCUGUGUUUUGUAUUGGAGCACUGAAGUACUCAGUGUCAUUGUUUGCACUAUUUAUUUACAGGGUAUUUUCCAACAACCAUUGAGAUGAUUUAGCUUAAUAAAGUUUAUAAAAUUGAAAAAGCGUGUUGUAUUUGCCGUUAAUGUAAAAAGAAAAUGUUUAGAUUGAUAAAUCCAUGUUAAGUCCAAUCAGACUCGUACUUUUUUUUUUUUACAGAAAUUGCUUUCUUCGACGAAGUCUUUUCCUCCUAUUUUUGAGAAAUAUGUGUAUAUAAUAAAUUUUUCUAAAUAUGAAUGUUUGAAAAAUUCUUUUUCUAUUACUUACCUCCAUUAAUAGUCUUACCAAAGGCCCCUUGCAUAAUGUGACAAGAGGAAUCUUUCACAACACAUGGGGUGGUUCCCAGUGACCUUUUCACCUCCAAAUACCUCCAGGGGCUCUAAACAUGACAAC
Acanthopagrus latus (yellowfin seabream) is the source of this 1543-nucleotide messenger RNA. RefSeq names its product homeobox B1b (gene hoxb1b). NCBI's taxonomy places the organism in Eukaryota, Metazoa, Chordata, Actinopteri, Spariformes, Sparidae. Bases 39 to 887 code for a protein of 282 amino acids. Gene Ontology annotation, biological process: regulation of transcription by RNA polymerase II. Gene Ontology annotation, molecular function: RNA polymerase II cis-regulatory region sequence-specific DNA binding; DNA-binding transcription factor activity, RNA polymerase II-specific. Gene Ontology annotation, cellular component: nucleus. The transcript is spliced from 2 exons. The record is from RefSeq and is a predicted model, not a curated record.